UAUGCUUUGCGCACUCCGAAGCUGCACAUAAUGUUUGAGAAGUCUUCCGUUAAGCAGGUCAGCUCCUCCUCGUCAGUGUGAUCAGGUCCGCCUCCUGUCAGCUGCAGAUGCCGGCCGAUCUCUGACUGAGUGCUCUCUUAUUUUUGCAUCUCUAUCUGUCAUUCAUUGUGAACGAGAAAGAUGACGUCGCGCUGAAAGUUUGAUGUUGCUGUUUUUUAUGCAACCUUUGGAUAUGCUCUGUUUUUUUAGGACUUAUAAGGAGGCUAUGAAAAUUUCCCUGAAGAUAAACAAGCUGGUGACAGGCUGUGCCUGCUGUUCAUAACUUGUGAUAUUAGAUUUGUUGGAGCUCAGAGAGCCACAGUAUGUAUAGGUUAUGCGCUGUUAUCGUGUGCUGCGCGGUUUUCUCACGGGGGUUUGCGGCACCUAAGUCCUUAGGUGAAGAUCCAAGGUUUCAACUUGAAAGCAGCGUAGAGGAAACUGACGGGCUGCAAGAGGAGAUUGAGGGUCAAGAGAGCAUCAUUUCAAAGCUGCUGGGUGAUUUUGACAAAGUGAAAGCCCUCUCGGAAGGCUCUGACUGUCGGUGUAAAUGUGUUGUCAGACCCCUGAGCAGGAGCGCCUGUCGGCGGAUAGAAGAAGGGAGCGCCACCGCGCAGGACUUCUACACGGUGGAGACUAUCACCUCAGGACCACAGUGCAAGUGCGCCUGCAUCGCUCCUCCGUCAGCGGUCAACCCAUGCGAGGGAGAGUUCAGGCUUAAAAAACUUAGGGAAGCUGGAAAAGAAAAUGUCAAGCUGCCCACCAUCCUUGAGCUGCUGGAGGGCUCUUUCUAUGGAAUGGAUUUACUGAAGCUGCACUCCGUUACCAGUAAGCUCCUAGAUCGUGUGGAUUACAUCGAAAAGGCGGUGUCUCCAAACCACAGCGUAGAUAAGGAGAAGCCUCAGGAGAGUCCUCCAGUCCAAGCAGAGGUGACUGAAGGCCCACUUCCUUCUCUUCUUCCUCAGCAUCAGCAUCAGAAUGAGAGGAGGCUCAAUGAGGGUGGAAAGGCAGCAGCAUAUCAAAACCUAGAGGAGAGGUAUGAAGGGAAGUUUAUUGGGGAAAAUCCACCUUUGCCACAGACAGAUGGCCCUGGUCAGAUCACUGAGGUCAGACCUCAGGUGACCCUGAAAAACAUGGCUCAAAAGGAAGCUCCACAGGUGUUGAAGACUGGCCCAAAUGGAAUGAUCAUCAGAGGGAUGACUUUUUACAAAUCAGAACCAGAUCCCAUGGUGGCAGAUGACGGUGAGCCUGGAGAGAACUUUUUUGAAUAUCAUGGAUUCAGCGGUGAUGGCUCAGUCAACCUUUUCAUAGAAGAGAAUCUUCUUCUACACAGAGCCCCUCGGCCCAGGAUGAGACCAGGAUUUGGAUCAUUCCAAGUAAAAACAUCAGGUUCUGUUCGUGAUUCUAGGAAAACCAUCCAAUCGGUGACAACAAAAGAAACUGAGCCCAUUUCAGAAACUCACAAUGAGAUAAUCAGUGACGCUGGAACGGCAACAGUGAAUGUGUCUCCACAGUCAACAAGUGAUGUAGCAACCACACCUAGUGUCAGAUUUGGACCAACCAGUGCAGUGCACCAACAGAAAACCACAAACAUGAUGCCACAGACUACUCAAAGACACACUCCUGAAGUCACCAAGUGGCCAAUGUCUUUGGUGACUGAGGUAGUAGAUUCAUCUUUAAGUAUAACUCCUGAGGAAACAACUCAAAUUACAAUAAACACAACUCAACCCUCUAAUAAUACCACCACAAAGCAAAUGGUACUAGCAUUAACAACGGUAAAUGCAUCCGUCGCUGAGAGGGAAACCUCUAGUGUUGAAAUGAGAGACCAAACACAAACCCUAUCUGGCAGGACAGCGGCUUAUCCAAGCACUAUUGCACGACACCCUGUGGCAGAGGCUUCAACUACCAGCACUCCAUCUGCUACAGCUUUCACAAGCUCAGCUACAGUACAUCCCACACCUCCCACAUCCACACAGCCUGAUGCUACAACACCACAAAAAGAAACAGAUUCCACCGACUUGUCAGUCUCAGUUUUACCUCCUAACCCUGCUCUGACCAAUGCCGCAACUGUAGCACCUUUCUCUUCAGCCAGCACCACUACCAUUACCAGACAGUCCACUCGAGUCAAACAGAAAUACAAAAUCAGCUGGGAAGAGGAGGAGAAGGAGGAAGGAUACCUGGAUGCCAGUGAACCAAUGCAAAGACAGGAGGAAUCAUCUUCAAAGAAACCUGGGGAAUGUAAGGACACAUUGGCAACCAUCUCCGAGCCAGUCACUCAUAACACCUAUGGCAGAACUGAGGGAGCAUGGAUGAAGGAUCCAAAGGCUGCUGAUGACAAAAUUUAUGUCACAAACUUCUAUUAUGGAAACAACCUCUUAGAGUUCCACAACCUGGAAGUGUUUAAACAAGGCCGUUUCACCAAUUCCUACAAGCUUCCUUACAACUGGAUUGGCACGGGACAUGUGGUCUAUGGAGGGGCCUUCUACUAUAACCGAGCAUUCUCCCGUGACAUCAUCAAAUUUGACCUACGACAGCGUCACGUGGCUGCCUGGACCAUGCUUCAUGAUGCCCUGUUUGAGGAGUCAUCAUCACCUUGGGAGUGGCGCAGCCACUCAGACAUCGACUUUGCCAUUGACGAGAGUGGUUUGUGGAUUAUUUACCCAGCACUGGAUGACGAGGGCUUCUUACAGGAGGUGGUUGUUCUAAGUCGACUGAACCCCUUAGACCUCAGCAUGGAGAGAGAGACCACUUGGAGAACUGGGCUUAGAAGGAACAGUUUUGGGAAUUGCUUCAUCGUUUGCGGCGUCCUGUAUGCCGUUGACAGCUAUAACCAAAAGGAUGCUAACCUAGAAUAUGCCUUUGACACACACACAAACACUCAAAUGAUUCCUAGAAUGCCCUUCAUAAAUAACUACACCUAUACCACACAGAUUGACUACAAUCCUAAAGAGGGUGUUUUGUAUGCAUGGGACAAUGGACACCAAGUCACAUAUGACAUUAAGUUUGCCUAUGUAGACUCUUAUUAAGGGACUGAUGUACCCUUUUAACUGAAUGGAUUGUAGAUCAGUCCACAUGGCCUUCAGCAUGAAGACAGAUGGGCCAAAUGUGUACAUAUAUUUUAGUGUUUAAAGUGUUUCCAUUAUUUUUUUUUAAAUGGGUACCUAAAUAACUAAAACAGUGAGCCUGUUUCCUCAGUCAACUGUACAUACUCAAAGUAUUUGAGCUGGUGUUUUUGCACAGAAAUAAAAUCUGGUUCUUUGAACUAAUUCCCAGUUCUUCAAAUCACAUCUUUGUUUCAUAAACAGCAUUUAAUUUUCUAUUUUUCUUUGCAUCAUAAUGUAUGCCACAAGUCCACCUUGUGAAAUCACUUAUUCCCAGAUAGACUUUGUAGAGAAGACUGCAAUAAAGCUCAGAGCUACACAUGGA
This is a messenger RNA of Melanotaenia boesemani (Boeseman's rainbowfish), 3462 nucleotides long. Its product is annotated as olfactomedin-like protein 2B. The transcript has 8 exons. Bases 363 to 3062 code for a protein of 899 amino acids. The record is from RefSeq and is a predicted model, not a curated record. Gene Ontology annotation, biological process: signal transduction. NCBI's taxonomy places the organism in Eukaryota, Metazoa, Chordata, Actinopteri, Atheriniformes, Melanotaeniidae.